UUCUACAGCAAGUCUCUCCUCUUGAAACAGGCUGAUGCUGAGGAAAGUUCAGCAACUAGGAAUUCAAGAGUGGAGUCACUGCAGAAAGAGAACGGCAGCCUGAAAAUGGUGAAUGCCCGACUGCAGAAGGAACUGAAAGAGUCGGCCAGGACUAUUGUGCAGGCUGAAAUGAAGCUGGUCGAGUACAAAAAUGCUAUUGAAAAACUACUGGAUAAGUUGAAAAAUAAGAAAAAAGUGAAAUUUAGUCGAGUGGACAAAGCCGAAGAAAGCGCUUCGAAAGAAAACAUAAGAAAUCAGAGUAUCGGAGAAAAGUGUAACAAAGGAGGUGGUAUAAACAAGAGUAGAACUUUAACAGUUAUAGAGGAAGAAGAUUCGAUUAUCCAAGACAUAGAAGACUCUCCUAGAAAUAAUACUCAUAAAGUAAUAAGCGUCAACAAAGAAGAGAUAAUCUCAGUGUUAAGUAAUAAACAAGAUUGCGGGUCAAAUUCAUUACAACUGAACGAUAUGCUGAUUCUAGUUGAUGAAGACGGUUCAGAUGAAGAAAUGGAGACAGACUAUGUCGAUGCGGAAGCAGCGGAUGAUGGUGAUAAUGAUGAUGAUGAUGAUGAGGAGGAGGAGGAGGAGGAGGAGGAGGACUCGUACGUGGAAACGGAUGAAGAUGAGGAGGAGGAGGACGAAGAAGAUGAGGAGGAGGAAUUGAGACAGCUGACCGAGAACCUUGGCAAGAGGAGGCGGAGAGGCAAGGGCAGGAAGCCGAAAGUGGUGCACCAGUGUCAGUACUGUCAGAAAGUAUUCCCCGGGCCGGCACAUCUCACCAGACAUCUGCUGACACACGACGAGAAGCUGUUCGCCUGCAACGUAUGCCAAAAACGGUUUCGCACCGCGAAGUGGCUUGCAUCACACGCCAAAGUGCAUCUCAACAAAACGUUCAGCUGCGACACCUGUGACAAAACGUUCAGCACACACUCGUUGUACCUGAUCCAUGAGAGGAUGGUGCACACCGGCGAGCGGCCCUACGCUUGUCAGUUGUGUGACCACAAGUUUGUGAUCAAACGUCAUUUAAAUGAGCACAUGUUCCAAUUGCAUUACACUGAGUUCAUGUAUACGUGUGAGGAGUGUGGGAGAAAGUUUGAGAAGGAAUCAGGGUUGACGGAACAUAUGAAACAACAACACACAGGGGAACGUCCGUUCAUGUGUGAGUUUUGUGGCAAAGGGUUCAAGAAUACAACCCAUUUGAAAGCUCACUUGAAUGCAACUCACGGGGAGAAACCCUAUCAAUGCGACCUGUGUGAUAAGGGCUUUGGAUCCACUUACAACCUCAGCAAACACCGCUUGGUGCAUAGCGACGAGGCUCAAUUCUCGUGCGAGUUCUGUGACGCCAAGUUUCGCUCGCAUUUUAAUUGCGUGAUGCACAUGAAGCAGCACGAGGGAGACAAGCCGUUUCCCUGUGAGUAUUGCAGCGAACGAUUUGCCGACCGGAAACAGUUGGACGAGCAUUGGAGCUCGCACAGCGUGGACCGGCCUUUUGUUUGUGAUACUUGUAAGAAGAGAUUCGCAAACUCGAGACUCCUAAACAGUCACCGCCAGAGUCAUACAACUGAAAGGAACUUUGAGUGUGAGAUUUGUAAUAAGAGGUUCAAACUGAAAAAAUCGUUGAAAGCUCACCAGCGUACCCAUACGGGGGAAACACCGUACGAGUGCUUUGUUUGUAAGCAGCAGUUCUCACAUAAACAAAUACUAAUGCGCCAUUUGAAAGUGAUGCACUCGGGUCAAAUCGACUAUCAGUGCGGUAUUUGUGAUGUGAAGUUCCCGGAGGAGAGUGAUGUGGCAGUGCAUAUCAAGGAGGUGCACCCCGGCGAUGAACCUUACGAGUGUUUGAAGUGCAAAAAGAAGUUCAAGACAGCCUACAAAUUGGCGGCACAUAAGGAGAAUGAUUGCGAAAGCUUGCAGUGCGAUUUUUGCGAGAAGACGUUUAAGUACAAGUCAGCACUGGAAAUGCAUUUGAUAUCGCACAGCGACGUGCGACCCUACAAAUGCGACUACUGCGAAAAGUCGUUCAAGUCUUUGCAUUUCAGGAACAUCCACGUGAAGAAUAUACACACAAGCGAGCGUGUGUUCAGGUGUGACUUGUGCGGCAUGCAGUUCACGGCCAAACACAACUUGGCGCGACAUGUGCGCGAUGUCCACAUAGGCGUUAAGCGAUUCCAGUGCGACUUGUGCGACAAGGUGUUUGCACAGAAGUCAGUGAUGAUGACUCACCGACGCACACACACGGGCGAGAAGCCAUACGAGUGCAGCCACUGUGACAGCUGUUUCACUGAGAAGAGAGGACUUCUGAAGCAUAUGGCCGUGCAUGAACAAACCUUUCCCCAGUUGCCGGCCAGCUAAUGGGUUUGUUAGAUUAAUAAUUACCAAAAUAGACCUUCAAACGUACAAACAAUAUAUAAUACACGAUGAAAUGAAUACUACAGUGUGUAUAUUCAAAUCCUGAGGAGCCAAAGUUUUCAAAAAUUGACUAGCUAACUGUCUGUAUAUUUGUAAAAAAUAUUUAACUAGUAGUUUUGUAAAUAGUAGACCUCGCCUCCUAUUAACCACAGCCUCCUAUAUUAAUGUUCAUCAGAGUAAACUCUGUCCUAUUUUGUCGUGUCGGCGAGAUAUCUGUGUGAAAACGGCGAAUGACUGUUUGGGUUGGUGUAUCGUCAAUGCUAAUAAUCUCUUGUAAACUACUAUCACCAAAAGCUAAUUUCCUACAAGACAUACUGGCAACUGGUCAGCCCGUGUUGAAAGCAGAGAAAGGUCGAGAGAAAAUACCAUGUUACUUUGAGUUAUUAAUUGCAUGCAAUUAAUAAUCCACUCGACAGCUGAUUUAUUAUGAUCUAUCAGGUAACCCGUGCUCCGCAAGGGUCUGAUUAAAAACUUGGUAAAAUGAAAACUUGAAGAAUUUAAAAUAGGCUUAUAACCAUCAUUGGUAAAUUAAGAAUCAAUAUUCAAAAUAGUCAAUCAGUUGGUAGGUCAGACGUGAAACGUUUUCAGCACUACUGGAAUAUCGGGGAUGAUAUUCUACAUCUAAUUGUGUGGGGAAUUAUCUAAUUGCGGGAAUAGAGAAUAGAGUAAGGAAUAGUUGAUGCGUAUGUGUAUUAUAUUUAUUCUGGUCUCUGGUUGUUGUUGAAUUAGUCUGUUGAAGUGAUGAUACAAUUUCGAAAGUUUUCUUUGACAGCUCUUGGAGCCUUGAGAUUCUGUUUUACUUCAUUAGGUUAAAAGCUAUCACUUCCCAAACUAUCGGUAUUUAGAAUACUAUCUGAAGUUCUUGUAUCUGCAUAUGACACAUUAAGAUGAAGUGUCUCAUCUUUUAACGCAAAAGUUCUAGAUUUUCUCUUUUUUAGUUUGAGUAACAUCGGUGCAAGUUUUUGCCAAUUAAAAUUACAGUUAGCUACCGAGGUGUCUAAUAUAACCUACAAAUUUGAGGUAGAAUUCGAGUGAACACUAUCGCAGCGACUGCGAUUGUGGAUUUGUGGUACAGAAGCUAGGGGAAGCGUGGUGCUCACACUGAGCUAAAUACUGCACCGGAGGUAGCACUGGUUGAGAAAGCAGCGUACCGCCUAAAAAAAAACCCGGAAGCCAUCUUUAGUUGAGGAGUUACUGUAGCGGGAAUUCAAAUUUACAACGGAAUCACACUUGGAGACAGCCAUCAUUUAAUCUUCAAACUCUUUCUUCCAGAAUAAUUCUGAGCAAAAAUAUAUUACAUUUCAAUCAUUAUUAACACACCUGACUAUUUCACAAACGUAAUACAUGAUCUUGAGAACAAAGGGAUGCAAAUUAUCAAGUUUUAGGACAUGAAUCCUUCUCGUUUCAGUGACCCAAGUUUCUCUUACCGUCAUAGUCAAAGGUCUCAUGUAAUAAUAGGUUACAACAUUAAUUUUGUAAUUAACAUUAAACUAGGGAGUGUGAAUUAUUUAGUUCAAAAUCCUUAUUCCAAUUCACCAUGAUUUUUCAUGAAGCCUAUUGGAAGCCAGAACAGUAUUAAAUUUAUUAGCAAAAGUAGUAUUCAUCACAAAUGUGUGUUACUCUUACUUUGCUUAUUAAAUUCCUUUUGAUAGAAAUUCAGUAGCCUACUAAAAAGUUAAAUUCAGCUAGACAGAGUUAGCUACUCUCAACUAUAUUUUAUUUUUGGUACCAUAACUCUUACUGUAAGUUGAAUUGUUUUUAAUUUACUUGACCGUUAUAUUUAUGUCAAGAUAAGUUGUACUAACCUAUUGUAUUAACUUAGUACUAAGUUAGUAUUAACUUAAUACUAACUAAGUUGUAUUAACUUAUUUUUACUUUGAUUUAAUUUUUGCUGAGUACCUUAAAGGUGGCCACUCACAGACCAUCCAUUUUGCUGUAGCAACACUACAAACACUACAACUUCAAUAAUGUGACAAUAUCACUACAAUAAUAUUACUAUUAUUCAACUUUCUUAACAUAAAAAUACCUUUGGUAACUUUUGGAAUAGUGUACUCUACAUGACGAUUCCACUUCAAAUUACUCUGAAUAAAUCUGUGGUCAGAUGGCAUAACCUGAUAUGUGCAUUCCAAAUGUUUUUUUCAGGAGAGCGUUUUAAAGUUUUUGAAAAUUUCAUAUUGUAUUCACACAUCUGGUAUUAUAGUAAUAUGGGCAAUACUUAUGAAUAUUAUUACUUAAAUCCCUUGUUAUAAUAUACAUA
This is a messenger RNA of Nilaparvata lugens (brown planthopper), 4702 nucleotides long. Its product is annotated as zinc finger protein 271. NCBI's taxonomy places the organism in Eukaryota, Metazoa, Arthropoda, Insecta, Hemiptera, Delphacidae. The coding region runs from base 106 to 2388 and encodes 760 amino acids. The transcript is spliced from 7 exons. The record is from RefSeq and is a predicted model, not a curated record.